Anopheles funestus (African malaria mosquito) is the source of this 627-nucleotide messenger RNA. Its product is annotated as protein PBDC1. The record is from RefSeq and is a predicted model, not a curated record. Gene Ontology annotation, cellular component: cytoplasm. The coding region runs from base 140 to 598 and encodes 152 amino acids. NCBI's taxonomy places the organism in Eukaryota, Metazoa, Arthropoda, Insecta, Diptera, Culicidae. The transcript has a single exon.
AGCGGUUGUCAAUAAUGUCAAGUUUCAAACAGAAGCAUGCGGCUGAGCUGUGGCCGGCCCCUCAAUCCUCGUUGUUUUGUUUGUGAAAGUUGUCUGAAAAGAUUUAUUUACCAGAUAUCCAUAGCUAAUCACUGACAUAAUGGACGUCCUUUCGAGACCGGCAGAAGAAUUCGUCAAUGAUGGAACCGUGGAAGAACUGUGGGCUGUUAAGGCGGUUGAUCACGCGGAGGUACAUUUCAAUCUUCUGUGUAGUGUGGAUCCUCGCUUACUUCGCUUAACACCAUACGACGAUGAAAUAUACGAGCAGUUCCGGCGUAUGUUUCCGGACAUGGAUGUGCGAGUGGUGAACGAAACCCAACUAAAGAAUUCUGACGCAAAAACUAAAUGGAGAGCUUAUGUGGAAAAGUUUAAUCGACUGGAAGAUUUCAGCUAUGGCACAUUGCUGCGCGCGGACGCAGAAGAAGAAUUCCGACCAGAAAAUGCAAUUCUGGUAGUAAGAAUCCAGUUCUGGGCGAUCGAGAUAGCUAGGAAUCGGGAAGGACUUAACGAUAGCGUUAGGAUGAAAUUCCGUGGAAAAUAUAUUAACCGAGAUAUUUAAUAAACCGUUCCUUGUUUUCAUAUUCUCAA